AUGGUACUUUCCUCUCUAGCACGUACCGUUUAUGCUUAAAUUUCAAGGGCAGCGUGUGCCGUGAGGUUAAAACUUCCAGCAAACCGCAGGCUGUAAAGAAAGCACUGCCUGGGACUGCGUAGAUCCACUAUGCUCUGCAAAGCCGGUUAUAUUCGCAGAUGCGCCGCUUCCCUGAGCUGCCUGGCGUCCAGGCAGAAGCAUACGCUCCCCGAUCUCACCUAUGACUAUGGGGCGCUGGAGCCGCACAUCAAUGCGGCGAUCAUGCAGCUUCACCACAGCAAGCAUCACGCCACCUAUGUCAACAACCUCAACGUCACCGAGGAGAAGUACCAGGAAGCACUGACCAGAGGUGAUGUGACUACACAGGUCGCCCUCCAGCCUGCACUGAGGUUUAACGGCGGUGGUCACAUCAAUCACACCAUUUUCUGGACCAACCUCUCUCCGAACGGCGGUGGGGAACCUCAAGGGGAGCUGCUGGAGGCUAUCGAACGUGACUUCGGAUCCUUCCAGAAGAUGAAGGAGAAGAUGUCCGCGGCAACCGUUGCCGUGCAGGGCUCAGGCUGGGGCUGGCUGGGGUUCGAGAAGGAGAGCGGAAGGCUACGGAUCGCGGCGUGCGCCAACCAAGAUCCCCUCCAGGGAACCACAGGUCUUAUUCCCCUUCUUGGGAUUGACGUGUGGGAGCACGCCUACUACCUCCAGUACAAGAACGUCCGGCCGGACUACGUGAAGGCGAUCUGGAACGUGGUGAACUGGGAGAACGUGUCCGAGCGGCUUCAGGCCGCCAAGAAAUGAGACUGGCCCUGUGGAACGGGAGGUGUGGAAAAUGAGCGAACUCCUCUUCCUGCAAACGACCUCUCAUUAUCCGCCUGCUCGAAGUCAGACAGCCGUGCCCCGCAGUGGCUGUUCGGACUGAUGUGGUGCCUGCGAACAUAGAGCCAAUAUUUGCUGACUUUAGAUUGUAUGCAGCCUUAUUUCCCAUCAUGCAUCGCUUCAGCGGCAUCAAGUGAUGAGAGCUUAGGUCUGUUGCCGUGCUUCAUUAAAAUUAUUUGCGGGAGUUCAGUCCAUGCUUCCUCCCUUUUAUGAUCCCCUGAUUGUGCUUUAUCCUCCUCUUCAUCACUACUGACUGGAGAAGUGGCACACCUCUCCCUGACUGUAGCUUAUAGGCUGUAGUUUCCUCUUGAGCAGCUAGGGGGCGCUUGUGUGAUGAGGCUGCCUGAAUGCUGGAACAGUAGUGGCACAAGCUUGAUCCUGGGGGACUACCCUGUGUAUGCUGUCUUUAAGCUCUACCAUAAUUGCGUCCUUUGAGUUGUAAAAAGAUCCUAAUUGUUCUUGGACAGUUUGUUGAGUUAAAGAAGCCCUUUUAAGGUCUCAUUAUUUUAAAAUAGCUAUAAAUCCCAUAAGGAAGGAUGUUCUAUAUUCAUAUCCCUGGACCCUUAAUCGGUCAGAUCAAGCAUUACUUUAUUUUCUGUCAUGUGCUUUAUGGGAAAUGAUUAAUUUAGAGCGGUUAUUCUUUUAAUUGUGGACUGAGAAAUUAAAGGAACCGGGGUCCUAAUUGCAAAAAUUGUGAACCCCUUCACUGGAACUAGUGUUUUUGGAAAAUGAAGUUAAGUGUCUGAUCAAAAUGGCAGCGAAUCAACCUAUUGUUUGCACAUUUAUGUUAAAAUAGAUUUAAGGAGACGGUUAUGGAAGAACGUUGAGCAGCGUUUGGUUCCAACCAGCAAGUCACCGAUGGCACGCCGCCUGUUAUUGGCUGAGUGAGGCCUGACUGUGACAUCACAUUUGAGUAGCACAUACCAUGAGUUAAAAUAAUCAAAAACAAACUCCGUAUUGACACGAUGUCAUAAAGCUUUGAGUAUGACUGCGGGCUGAAGUGCUUUCCCCCUCUUCAUCUGAAGCUGUGCUUAUGUAACCUGUUGGUUUCCUAAAAAAAAAAUGCAGCUUGGCUUCUUAAGCUGCAUAAUGAUUUAUAUUUACUGGCCUUGGAGGAUAAAUGGAAAUGGUGUAUAUUACUGAAACAAUUCAAAUCCAAGCCAUGUGGAUUUGAUUUUUUAUUUUUUACUCUCUGUAUUAAUGAUCAACGAACAGUGA
Anguilla anguilla (European eel) is the source of this 2088-nucleotide messenger RNA. RefSeq names its product superoxide dismutase 2, mitochondrial (gene sod2). Gene Ontology annotation, biological process: superoxide metabolic process. The record is from RefSeq and is a predicted model, not a curated record. Gene Ontology annotation, cellular component: mitochondrion. NCBI's taxonomy places the organism in Eukaryota, Metazoa, Chordata, Actinopteri, Anguilliformes, Anguillidae. The transcript has 5 exons. Gene Ontology annotation, molecular function: superoxide dismutase activity; metal ion binding. The coding region runs from base 130 to 792 and encodes 220 amino acids.